GGCACUGACUGGCAUCACUGCUGGCAACUGACUGGCGGCACUGCUGGGCACUGACUGGCACAACUGCUGGGAACUGACUGGUGCCACUGACUGGCAGCACUGCUGGGCUGCACUGAUGGGCACAGGUGGGUGGCACUGGUGGGCACAGGUGGGUGGCAAUGCUGGGCACAGGUAGGUGGCACUUCUUGGCACACUUGUGUGACACUGCUGGGUGGCACAAGUGGGUGCACUGCUGGGCACAGGUGGGUGCACUGCUGGGCACAGGUGGGCGGAACGUGUGGGUGGCACUGCUAGGCACCGAUCAUCAGGGCACUGAUCAUCAGUGCCCUGAUGAUCAGUGCCGAUCCCUGCUCUGUCAACUGCCGGUUCUCGUCAGUACUUUCCUCACGAUCUGACAGUGUGAGGAAAGUGCAGCCGAGAACCGGCAAUUGCAU
This is a messenger RNA of Staurois parvus, 434 nucleotides long. The record is from the annotation of a GenBank genome assembly. NCBI's taxonomy places the organism in Eukaryota, Metazoa, Chordata, Amphibia, Anura, Ranidae.